Messenger RNA from Leptosia nina, 639 nucleotides. NCBI's taxonomy places the organism in Eukaryota, Metazoa, Arthropoda, Insecta, Lepidoptera, Pieridae. The record is from the annotation of a GenBank genome assembly.
AUGUUCGAAGGCGCAGUGGCCGGUAUCCUUAACCGGCUUCUCGGAAAAUACGUCCAAGACCUCGAUACGGAGAAUCUUAAUGUGGGCAUUUUCAGCGGCAAUGUUAAUUUGAUUGAUUUAAAGUUGAAGCCUGAAGCUUUGUAUGAGUUGGAUCUACCAAUCGAUGUGAAAAUCGGGACAAUCGGAAAGAUCAAUCUGCAGAUUCCGUGGUCUGGGCUGUACACUCAGCCGGUAGUGGUCCACAUAGAAGACGUUCUCAUAUUGGUCGGACCGGCUAUUUCCAACAGCUAUUUCGAUCCUGAAAGGGAAAAGCGAUUGACCAGAGCGGCGAAACGAAAGAUUCUGCAGGACUUAGAAGCCGAAAGCGAAAUCCUGAAGGGACCGCAGAAUUUCUUUGAAAACUUAUUCACAGCGAUCGUGAACAAUCUUCAGAUUUAUAUCCGCAAUGUUCACGUGAGGUAUGAAGACUCGAUCAGUUCGAAAGAUGGACCGUUGGCCUGUGGGCUGUGCUUGCAAAGUUUGUCCAUCGAGACGACAAAUAGGUGUCGUGUGCUUCCGGUUGUGUCAACCGAAUACCUAGUCUACUUUUUCGAUGCACACGCUUUUGCUCUCCAUUGCGUCGAAAUCAUCACCAGGUAG